GUGGCAAUUGGCACUCCGCAUCUCGACAUUGGAUUCUCGCUGCUUGACUCAACGGAUCGAUCAAUCGAUGCACGAAAGCAAAUCCUUGCAUUGAGUCAGACAUGUCGUUCGUUCCACAACACGAGCUGUUGUUCCGGCCUAUUGCGUGUACCAGAAGACAUGCUUCUUGUAUUGGCAAGGCAGUGCAGCGAGCUCUAGGGUGGAUCGCCAUUGGCGGUCAGAAGUUAUUCAGUUGGACACUGCCUCGUGCAUUGUUGGCCUCGACAGGACCGGUCGCACUGAAUCCGUCGGUCCAAUGCUCUGUGAAGAUCAGCACAACAACACUCGUCUCAACGUCGUGUUACCUACGUUUGAGCAACAUGAUGAACAUCAAAGGACGUCAAUGUUCAAUCAGGAAUCGACCUACUGUACGGAACCUUGCGCAUCGUAAACCCUUGACCUGCUUGUAAAAAGGAUUCUUUUCGGUUUGGUAAUGCGUUCGCAAGUUUUCAGUACAAGGUUGACGGAAAGCAAGGUAGACCCUCGUCCCCCUUUCCAAAAACCGCUCCAACGAGGAGC
This is a messenger RNA of Phytophthora nicotianae INRA-310, 558 nucleotides long. RefSeq lists its product as hypothetical. The transcript has a single exon. Bases 102 to 449 code for a protein of 115 amino acids. Lineage: Eukaryota; Oomycota; Peronosporomycetes; Peronosporales; Peronosporaceae. The record is from RefSeq and is a predicted model, not a curated record.